Drosophila persimilis is the source of this 1812-nucleotide messenger RNA. RefSeq lists its product as uncharacterized. The coding region runs from base 1 to 1620 and encodes 539 amino acids. The transcript is spliced from 3 exons. Gene Ontology annotation, biological process: apoptotic process; regulation of apoptotic process. The record is from RefSeq and is a predicted model, not a curated record. NCBI's taxonomy places the organism in Eukaryota, Metazoa, Arthropoda, Insecta, Diptera, Drosophilidae.
AUGUGGUCGAACGCCCUGUGCACGCUGGGCGUGACGAAGCCGCUCUGCAACUGCCUCAGCAUCAGACAAGUGGCAGCCGCAGCUGCGGCGGCUGCCCAGGUCACACAGGGGGGCGUGGCGGCUGCGGCUGGCGUAGGCGUGGGUGGUGCGGCCAUCACAACGGGACCCACAUCGAUGUCCGGCGGCGGCGUGUCCUCUGGGGAGUCUCGCGGCAAGAGACCACUGAAAAUCUGGGACAGUUGGCGGAAUGUGCGUAAAGGCGUUGUAGUUGGAACAUUCGAGGAGCUCUUGGUGCGCGGCAAGGACAAGUUGGGGGUUCCUGCUUCAGAACCAGUGCGCGUUGUUCUGGAGUGCGAUGGAACCCAAAUCGAGGAUGGCGAAUACUUUCGCACCCUGGCCAACAAUACGGUCUUGUUGCUGUUGAGGCAGGGCGAACGCUGGUAUCCAACUGGAGUGGAUGUCAUAAAGGCUGCCAUAUCAGCUAUACCGAAAAUCGUCUGUGAGACGAUCCAUGCACUGGAACUGCAUGAUGAGACACCGUCGUGGAAGAUUAUGGAUAACAAAGGGCGUGUCACGGUCGUCUUGCACUGGGAUCAGCGGCAGGGAGGGGGCAGUGGUGGAGGCGGCGGUGGGGGCGGCGUUGGCGGCGGCAACAUAUGCUCCGGCCUGGGGAGCAGCAACGGGCUGCUUUCCUCCGACAAGUACUCGCCCUCGAAGAAGGGCCUCUCCGCACAGAGUUCGCUGGACAACAAGUCGGUGUCGUCGCAGUCCUCGCAGCCGCGCUACGCCAGCCCCCAAAUAACGGUGAUCAGCGACGAGGGUCCGGCGAGUAUAUACCAUCCCGGCGGAGUGGUCCUGCCGCCAGGAGUUGUGAUACCCGGCGGCAGCAGGCGCCUGUCCAAGCAAGGCAGCUCCUUCGACAGCACCGUGGGUGUGGGGGCCGUGCACGUUCACACGCCGGAGUGCGCCCACCACGCCCAUACGCCAAGCAGGGCCGGCAGCCCCAGCACCACGGAAUGCGACUUCCACUGCUGCGCUCUGCACGAGGAGGGGCGGAAGAUAGCCGUGCACAAGAGCGUGGCCACGUCGCCCAUCCAGGACGGGAGCAGCAGUCCCCAGCCGGCAGCGACGCUGGCCAUGUCAUCAUCGGUUAUGGAUCCUAUGCUGGGCGGCAGCGGCAGUAUGCGGCGCUCCUCGGGCACCAAGGGUCACGUGCGUUUCCUGGACAUUGCCCCAGAGCGGGACAGCUCCGAGAGCGAGACGGAGAACACGGUGAUGGAGGACGACAAGACGACGACCGAGAAAUUUCUGCUGCUAAUCGAUCAGUUAUCGGUGGACCAGAAGCGCCAUCUCAGCAUCAAGGAUAUCGGCAUCAUCCUGGAGCGCCUCAACUCUAAGAUACUCGAUGUGGAGCGUCUGGAUCGCGAGUCCGAGUCGGAUGACUGUUACAACUGGACGAUAAAGGCAACAAUACGCGGCGAUGCGCUCCGCGAACUGGGCGUCAUCUACAAUGGCAACUACUACGCCAUUUCUGAGCAUCCCGGCUACAAGGAGGAGCUGGAGGAGAACGGCGAGGAAGUCGAGGAGGAGGAGGAAGAGGACGAGGAGGAUAGAAUUUAAACGCAACCAGAUACGGGCAAACGCAAACGCAAACCCAUUCAUAGCCACUAAAGAAUAAACACAUUUGCAGAUAGAUAAUGCUCAGAGAGGUAUCAAUAAACUAGCGCAUUUUACAAAUGAAAAACGAAAAUAAUUGGAAAACGGGAGGCUACAUCUCACACAGACAGACAGACACACACACACAAAUGCAUA